Messenger RNA from Rotaria sp. Silwood1, 150 nucleotides. The record is from the annotation of a GenBank genome assembly. Lineage: Eukaryota; Metazoa; Rotifera; Eurotatoria; Philodinida; Philodinidae.
GAUUUUUCACGAACAAAUGGAAGUUUAACAGAAAUGAAACAAAAAAUACAAGAUAAAUAUCGUUAUUGUAUUACACGUCAAAAAGUAUUAUUAGAUCAUGUUGCUGAAGGAUAUGAAUGUGAUUAUUGGGAAUAUAAUGAAGAUGUAUAA